AUGGAACCACCCUCGGUCAACCUCAAGGCUAUUACAGGCAACCCCAAUGGGUCUAUACCUCCCAAACAUAAAGCUCACAGCCACGAUGCUUUCUUCAAGAGUGUCCAAUGGUCCGCUGACGGCACAACCCUCUUCACCUCCUCCUUUUCCAGUCGGAUAUGUACUUUCGUCCUCCCCGAGACCCUCCUCCAGCCACGCGAAUCUCCCGUAGAGCUCAUCGCCCACAGCACCCUCGCCCUGCCCGAACCGUCCAGCGCCAUUGCUCCAUGUCCUUACUUUGCCCUAGAACACCCCUCCACCCAGACCCUCCUCACAGCCAGCACCGACCACCCAAUCCACCUCCACCACGCCUUCCCCCCAUCACCAUCACCAACCUCACCCUCCCCAGCCGACGACAGUACCCACGACACCCCAUCACCACCACCACCACCACCACCACCACCCCCCACCCGCACCCAACCACCCCCCCUCGCCUCCUUCCGCCUCAUCAAGCACGAAACGGAAGCCUACCUCCCCAUCGCCUCCCUGACCUGGCCCGCCCCCGGCACGCACUUCAUCGCCGGCACCACGAACCGCAUCGCACUCUUCGACCUCUCGCGGCCCGACGCCCUUGACCCCAACCCCCUGCUCUCCAUCCCCACCAUCCCCUCCACGCGCCACCUCGCCAAGGGCGGCGGCGUCGGUAUGCGCGGCGUGGUCUCGGCGCUGGCGGCGCAGCCGAUGUCCGUGGCGGGGGUGGAUGGGGGUGAUGGUGGUGGUGGUGGUGGGUGGGGUCUGUUGGCGGCGGGGACGAGGACGCGGAAUCUGGGGCUGUACGAUCUUGUGCGGAGUGGGGAGUGUGUUGCGACGUGGAGUGCCGCGGGCGCGGCGAGGGAGGCCGGGAUUGGGGGGCGCGGGGUCAUGCAGACGGCUUGGUCGCCGUGCGGGCGGUAUUUGGUGGUGAAUGAGCGCGGGGCGACGGGACUGCUGGUGUAUGACCUGCGGGGGACGCACCGGUUGCUGGGGACGCUUGAGGGUAGGGAUGGGACUACGAAUCAGCGGCUGAGCUGUGAUGUGUUUUCGGGGACUGAGAGUAUGGGAGGGUUUGAGGUGUGGGCGGGGACGAAGAAUGGAGGUGUGGUUGUUUGGGAGGGGGUGGGGAAUCAGGAGGGCGCUGUUCAGCCAUCUUGGGACUGGAAGGCCCACGGCUCGGCGGUUGGAGCUACGGCGAUGCACAUGAGCGGGUCGGUUGUGGCGACCUGCUCUGGAGCAUGGACGUUUGUCGAUAGGGAUGAGGACGAGAGUUCUGACAGCUCCGACUGUUCCGAUGCUGGAGCGGGCGCAACACGACGCGGCAACUCGAAAUCCAAAAUUGUGGUUGAGGAGACCAGCCUCAAAGUUUGGAGUCUGGGCCCAGGCAACUCGCCUCAGGUCGAGAGGGACAAUGAUGUGGGCGGUGAUGCCGAAACAUGA
Molecule: messenger RNA, 1452 nt
Organism: Chaetomium globosum CBS 148.51
Lineage: Eukaryota; Fungi; Ascomycota; Sordariomycetes; Sordariales; Chaetomiaceae
Exons: 2
Coding region: 1-1452 (483 amino acids)
Molecular function (GO): protein binding
Source: RefSeq, a predicted model, not a curated record